Molecule: messenger RNA, 3507 nt
Organism: Pieris macdunnoughi
Lineage: Eukaryota; Metazoa; Arthropoda; Insecta; Lepidoptera; Pieridae
Source: the annotation of a GenBank genome assembly
AUGUACAUGUUGGCUGAAUAUUCUGAAUGUUAUAUUGAUUAUAAGUCUAUCAGUUCCAGGACAUCGUUGGCGAGUAGCCGCCAAUCAUUGUCGUCCUUCAUCUCGCCGACGACUGAGCGCGCCUCGUCACCAGAUUUAACUAAGAGAUCUUCGUUUGUUGAGACGGGCUUCGUAGAAACCUUGACACCGCAAUUUACUCCUGGCCAAAGUAUCACUUCGCCACAACCAUCAGCUGAAGAUAAAUUGGCGAAUAUGCAGGCGCAACAAGAGAUAACAAACCUCAAAAUCGAAGUGGAAGAUCUUAAAGAGAAGCUGGAAACGAUUAAGGUCCGUCGCGCAGAAGAUAGAGAGAAAAUCCGAGAGCUGGAGCGCGUUCGGCUUCAGCUGGAGCAAGCCAACGAGUUCAAGGUCAAGAUUAUGGAGUCCCAAGCCCAGCUCCAACGGGACUUGCAAAGGGCUAAACAAGAGGUUCGUGAAGCUCAAGAAGCCUUGACAGUCCACAACGAUGAAACGGCAGAGCUACAAGAAGCCGCGGAGAUGGCAGCGCUCGACAAGGAAAUGGCCGAAGAGAGGUCGGAAGCGCUGCAGCUGGAAUUGGAACAGUGCAGGGAGAAGCUGGAGGAGGCAACUCUGGACCUGCAGCUGAUGAGGGCGGAAAUGGAAGCUGGCGGAAAUAUACAGCACCCGUACGCAGCAGCGGGGGAUGGGGCCACUGGCUACGAAGUGAGGCAACUCCAGCAACAGAACACGAGGCUCCGAGAGACACUCGUUUGUCUGAGGGACCUCAUAGCACACGACAAGCAUGCUAUGCAGAAAGUUCAUAAGGAUAUAGAUCAAUACAAAUCGGAGAUAGCAGAGCUCAGCAGGACUAAAGAGAAGUUGUCCUCGCGUGUGGAAGAGCUGGAAGCGCAAGUGGGAGACCUUCGGGAGCAGGUGGACGCGGCCCUCGGCGCUGAAGAGAUGGUGGAACAGUUGGCCGAGAAGAAGAUGUCCUUGGAAGAUCAGGUGGAGCAGCUGAAACAAGAUGUCCAGGAGCUGGAGGCGUUGCAGGAGAUUCACGAGCAGCUGGUGGAGUCAAACCGGGAGCUCGAAAUGGACUUACGGGAGGAAUUGGAGAUGGCUCACGCUGCAACUAGAGAGGCGGUAAGAGAAAGAGAAGCAGCACUGGAGACGAUCUUGGAUCGUGAUUCCACGAUUGUGAAGUUCCGAGAGCUCGUUCAACGGAUGACGGAACAACACAACGACAUGAGGAAUCAGCUCGAUUCCAAGAUUGGUUCUCCAGCGCCGUCGGAGCAAGAGACUCCGGAAGCAGUGGCCAGGUCACCGCCAGAGCUGGGUUCCCUUGUCCAGCAGUCCCGAGCUUCUACGCGCUCCAUUGACCUGCAGCUGAGGGCUCUGGAGUUGAGCCAGGCCAGGGCUAGAGCCAACAUGUUGGCCGCGUGUCUGCCUGAUCACUUCAUGGCCAGUGGUGGUGACCACGACGCCAUCUUGUUUAUCCUGUUACUACAGCGGCUUAACGCCAAAGCUGAAAUUAUCCUCGGACAGAUCAGAGAAAGGUUCCCGGCUGUGAACGUGUGGGAUCGUGAAGCUAUAACCAAGACACACACCGCUGUGCAGUACAGCUUCCGGUGCCAGCUGGAGUACCAGCUGAUGAUGAUCCAGUGCAUGGUUUGCAUGUGGAGCAACGCUUUGGAGCUGUGCACGCCCGAGGUGUUAUUAAAAGCAGCAUCGGCUCUGCCCGACGCGGCCGCUCAAGAGCGGGCAUUGGACGCAGCUGCCCAUUUGCUCAAGACCAACGAGUUGGAUGAGAACUGCGCUUUGGAUGGCAUGGAGCGUUGCUGGUCGUACCUGUCAGCCAUGUGGGCAGCCCUGGGCAUGGCGAAGGUGGAGGGCGCGGGCUGCACUCGCGAGGCCGUAGUGGUCGCGUGCGGUGCGCUCGACGCCCUCGCACGCGCAUUGCACGCAGACGCCAGCGCACUCACGCAGAUACUGCAGGCGUCCGAGAGACAGCUAGAGUUGGGUCUGCUGCAUGAAGCUAUCCAAUCCAGCAGUUCUUCGCUGCAGCAGCAGCUCAAGGCCGUGAGGAGGCGGCUUCCGCCUGGAGUUAAUCUCACCAAUUUGCCACUUGACCUGCAGCUCCUGGACCGUCUCCGCGGCGAAAGCGCCAUUGCCCUGUGGCGUUGUGCGCGUGCGGUCUCCUUAGCCGCGAGAGCGGCGUGCGCGUGCGCAGCCACGGCCGGGGAGAGGGCGGACGGGGCGCCUCUGCCUCACCAGCAGUUGCAGGCCAUCUGGACGGCCGCCACUGACAAAAUUUACCAGCAGGACGACCACGGCCCAGUGAAGACGAUUAAACACGGAUUGUCGAUAGUGUCGAGUGACGUCAUCAAAUUGGCCAACUUCACGCAGGACAAGGAGUAUGACGUCAUGUCCCUCACGAACGUCGCGCAGGACAAGCCGACGCCACCAAUAGUACUGCGCGCGCAGCACGUGAAGAAGCAGCUGGAAGAGACGAAGACCCUUACCAUUCGUCUCGAGAACAAGGAAGCGGACAUAAAGGAGCUCAAGAAAAUACUCAAGACGAAGCAAGAGGAGAUAUCGGAAAUGCAGAUCCGCCGCGACUUCGCGGAGAAGAAGCUGUCGACGGCCGCGAGGGACGCGGAGCUCAAGGCGCAAGAGCUGCAGAGGAAGCUGGAAGAUGUCAGCAAUCAGCUCAAGAGAAAGGAAAAGGAAUUCGAAGACACAAUGGACCACCUGCAACAAGACAUCGACUCUUUGGAGAGUGAGCGGGGCGCGUUGCGGGACAAACUUAAGAUGUACGCCAAACCUGGCGGGCGAAACCACGAGGAAUCACCAGUGAAGGUGUCUCCCGGGUUGGUGACUGGCGAGGUCAACGAGGCUCUUCAGCAUCAGCUCAAGGUCCUAAGUUGGCGCGUGGAACGCGAACGUGCGGCUCGCAUAGCGGCGUGCGCGCGCGCAGAACAUGUGAGCGUGCGGAGUCUUCGCCCGUUAGAGAACCCUGGGGCUCCGGCCGCAGCCGCUCGGAGGCAUGCCGCCGCUCAGGUUGAAGCACAACUCUCCGCAUUGCAAACGGAAUGGACGUUGUUCGUGGCUCGCUCCGGUCUCGUGAAGUUCCCAGAAGAACCAGGGAAGUAUGCGCGUGCGCUCCAACAACACAAGGAGAAACAGAGAGAGAUGAGAAGACGGCUAGAGGAACGACUGCGUACGCUGCAACAGGAUGCGCGUACGUUGCUGUCCGUACACCGGCCGUGGCGUUGCGUGGAAGCUGACCUUACGGACUUCCCGGCGCCGGAUCUUACUGCUGCUUUGACAGCGAAGGCAGUGGACAUAGGAACAAUCAAGUAUCCGGCGCCCGCUGGUGCCACAGAUGACACAAUUUACGUCACGCCCACACAACUUGCCAGAAUACGGGAGUUGGUUGAAGAACUGAAGUCGGAUGAUGUACAACUGGACUUGAAACCGUUGGAUAAUACAGUUUGCGCGGCUUAA